UUUCAGUAACUUAAAGAAUGUAUAUAUCAAUUUCUUCUUCUUCCUUAGUAUGAUAGAGAGAGAUAAAGUGUGUGUUAUUGUAAUGUUGGCGGCGCUUCUAGUUGGUAUUUGCCCAGAGCCAGCCUGCCAUUUUGUGAAAUAAAAGGAAGAUAAAAAAUAGUUUUAUGGUGUUAAAAUUUUUCAAUAACGUCAUUGCCAUUUCUACCAAGGCCCAAAACAAAUGUUUAAAUGGACGCAUCGUCCAUUAUAACUCAAGUGUCACGGGAUGACGAACAAUUAAACAACUAUGGAUCUGAAAGAGGGUCUUCGCCUGGCGGACAGCAAAAUAACGAGGAUGGAACGCCAGUUUCUGGCUCCACUCCAUUGGGGAGCAAGAAGUCAAGUGGCGGUGGAGGUUUCCUACGAUCUUUACUGUGUUGUUGGCGUGGGGGCCGCGGAAAAGGGCCCCCCGGUGGAAAUGGCACCAACAGUAUCGAUGGCAGAGCGUCACCCCCCCUUCUUGUUAUGUCAGAUCAUGCACCACGACCUUUAUUACCACCAGUGAGACAUCAGGAUAUGCACAAAAAAUGUAUGGUCAUAGAUCUCGACGAAACCUUAGUACACAGCUCUUUCAAGCCGAUCAACAACGCUGAUUUCGUGGUACCAGUGGAGAUAGAUGGUGCCGUCCACCAGGUGUAUGUCCUGAAGAGGCCGCACGUGGACGAAUUCCUAAGAAGAUGCGGUGAACUAUACGAGUGCGUGCUCUUCACCGCCUCCCUGGCGAAGUACGCGGAUCCGGUCGCUGACUUAUUAGACAGAUGGGGCGUGUUCCGCGCUCGUCUGUUCCGGGACAGCUGUGUGUUCCACCGCGGGAACUACGUCAAGGAUCUGAACAGCCUGGGGCGGGAUCUGCGACGGGUCGUCAUAGUCGACAACUCACCAGCAUCAUACAUCUUCCACCCUGAUAACGCUGUGCCGGUCGCUUCGUGGUUCGACGACAUGACGGACUCCGAGCUCCUGGACCUGAUACCGUUUUUCGAGAAACUGAGCAAGGUGGACAGUGUGUACACAGUGUUGCGCAACUCUAACCACCCCUACAACCCGGCACAGAGCUCGCCGACAUAGCGCCCGCGACACAGCACGUGCUCGAUGCCGCCAGUGCUCGACGCGCGCGAGCACUUGCUUCAAGCCCGCGAGCACGUGCUCCAGUUUCGAACGCAGCCGCAGCACGCGCAUGCGCUCGCCGUCCUCGGGACGAUCAUCAAGAAAGGAGCUAACUUCGUCUUAAGUGCCAAUUUUGCCUUCUGGUUAGUAAGGACGUUAUUUGUACCUAUUUUACAUAUUAGGUAUCUGUUAGUACGUAAGUCCGUAUAAUGUGUCUGUGGUCGUUCUAUCCUACGAUGUUUAGCUUCCGCAUCUAUUUCUAUUCUAUUCCUCCGAUAGUAUCGAUUUUAAAUGUGUUUUUUUUCGUCUUUUUUAUCGAAUCGAAAUCGAUUUCAACGUUUUUAUAUCGUGCUUGGGAUCAAAUAUGACUAAGUUAGUGUUACCCGUCUCGAGUGAUGCCGCCGUAAUGGGAAUUGUUUCGAGCUGUUCGCUUUAUAUAAAUACGGAGACUCCUGCAAUCACGAAUUUCUCUAACCGGCUGUUAUAUACACGUGGAACUGAUGUAGCCGCCGUGAAUGUAUAUAUAUUCUUUAUCAUACUUAUAAGACGACAUAUAUCCUCGGCUAUAGUGUACAUAUAACGAAAAAGUAAGCGGCGGAAUAACUAUUAAGUACCCCUGCAACGAAUUUGCAUGGCGACACUGAACGCAGUUUACAGUUUUAACAUGGUGUGUGGAGUGGGAUUCACGUUAGGGGCAUGAUAUGUUUACUACGUGUGUUUAGUUUCAUGAUGCAAACUAAUACUAAGGGUAGAAGUGUAUCGUAUCGCACUAUGAAUCAAUCAAUGGAGCACAAAUUGAAUUCUGGCUAUAUUGAUAUAGAUUUGUUUGUUGUUUUUUUUUUUUAAUUAUUAUAUGACAAUUUCUAAACGUAUGUAACAUUAGCUUUAUAUAAAGGUUUGUGCACAUAAGCGUUGAUGUGAUCGGUUUAUCAUAAUGACUAGUGUGUACAUACCAUUAUUUUGCGAAUUAUAUAAUAUUCUAUCGUAUAACAUGUAUAUGAAUUGCCUUAAAGACAAUAAUGUCAAUGGGUCAGUGUCAUACGAGUUUUAAAUUUACUUAGAGCAGUUUGAUACGAUGAAUUAAAUCAAUGGUAUAAUAUAAUAUUUGUAAUCUAUAUUUUUUUAUUAAAGAAAUCAUGUACGGGAUGAUGUUUUUAAUCCUAUAUCAAGCGGGUCGUGUUUAAAAAGUACAAUUUUUAUAUAUAUAUAUAUAUAUAUGAUUAACACUGAUAAUUUAUUCGAUCAAAAUCAGAGCAUGCUGUAUAAAUAUUUUUUUUUCGAUAAUAUUUUGAACCGCCCGCAAGAUGUCGACUUAUAUGACUUAAUGAAUUUAAUAUAUAUAUAUGUAUAGUAAUAUAUAUUUUUAUAUAUACAUCGUGUUCAGAAUUCAUGUCAGUAUUGCAGCACAAUGAUUUUAAUGUCUCAGUAUUAAUUAGAAAAUGUAUAUAUCUUAAUGACAUUUUUUUUUAUUAUAAUAAUUAUACAAAGUUUGGAUGUUACUAAACGUAAUGAAACUACGCGCGAGGCUUCACUGAGUUUACUAUUAUUUUUGUUACUAAUGUAAUAUCUCCUUAUAAUAUUGCAACUUGGUAACAAAAUAUCGAGUAAGGACUCAGAUAUAAUUGAACAUUUUAUUGCUAAAAUUAAGAUUUUAAAUUUUUAAAAUCAUUCGAAUUGCAUCCUAAUAUUUAAAGGAAGAAAUCAAUAUUUAAAUUUAUUUUUUUACUGUAAUAUUUACUGAAUCGUAUAGCAGCCUUGUGUGUAGUGUAUGAAACGGAAUUCAAAAUUAAAUCUUUAAAAUAGUUUUCGACUAAUUAGGAUGAAAUAAUGGUGCUUUCAGUAUUAGUUGUUUAAGCAGACGAUUACUGAACAACUGCACUCGUGACGCACAUUCUGAUGUAGUAAUUUUUUAUAUCGGCGACUAUACAUGGUGUAUAAAUGUAUUGAAAUUUUUUUAAUUUUUUUUUGGCGCUCGACGUCUUAUUAUCUUAUUGCUUAGCGAAAAAUAUUCUUCCUUAUUAAUACGACCACAUAUUGUUCUGGUAAUGUAAAUAAGAUUUUUUUUUUUGUUUUAUUAUUAACUUAAUAUAUAUGUAAUAAUGUUAAUUUUGAAGCAAUCCUCUGCUAUGGACAUUUGUUAUUUAGUCAUCAGUAUGUAUAUAAAAGUGCAUGUUUUAAGUGAUUAUACAUAAUUUUUAGUAUGUAAAAACUAUUGCUCGGAUGCCCUUAUUAAUUUCGAGGGUCGUUGACCUCAGCCAGAUGUUUUUGGUCAGAUGUCAAGCGAUCAUAACAUAGCAAAUGUUUUUUGAUUGAACCAACCGUCCCUUUCAUAUCGUUUUUUAUAUAUCGAAAAGAGUUUUAUCACAACCAUCAUAUACUUUUGCGUUUUAUUAUAUAAUAAUAUUUCACUUUUUUUUUUAAUAAAUAAAAUAUAUAAUAUAUUGUUUGACAUUUGUAAAGAAUAGUUUUGAAAUGAAACGCAGUAGUCUGUAUGUGGGUUUUUUUUUCUGGUCGUGUGUAAUAGAAGUUUUGUUUUCUUCCGAUACCACGUAGAGCAUUUAUUUCUUAAGAAUUAACAUAGUUCUAGGAUGUCAUAGUAAUAUAUAUGUUGAUUUCUAUAGUUUUUAAGAUGUCUGUUGUUCAAAUGUACAUUAAACGAACGAAUACAAAACAAUGUUCCCCGUGAAAAUUUUAUAAGAAGAAAAAUUAUAAAAAAAAAUAAUAAUAAUAAAUUAAUUAAUAAUAAUAAUAAUCACAGAAUCGUCCAUGUUGUUUAGAAAUUAAAUAUUUGUUAAUUAUUUCGAUUUAUAUAGAAGAUUAAUGCAUGCAAUAAAAUCUAUUGAUAUUUUUUUUUUGUCAUAAAAGUAUUUUUUUUUAAGAUGUGAAUUCAUUGUUAUUUAAUUAAUUGACGAAUGUUUUUUUUUAUCGUAUUUUAAUGUUAGCGUAAGUUAUGUGUAAUAGUGAUUUUUAACGCAAUAACUGUGUGUUUUGUAAUCUUACUAACUUAGUACGGAUGUCCUAAUAGUUUGCACAGAACUCGAUAUGUAUAAGUGUACUGCAUAUAGCCAUUAUAUAUGAGAGAAACAAUGUUACUCAUUGUACAGUGCCCAUAGUCACCCCUAGUUAUUAUAUUUCUAUUGCUUUUUACAUGUUUCACUAUGAUGUGACAGCAUUAUUUUUUUAUCCAUGUAAUUAUAUAAUUUAUUUUGAUUAAAUAUUAUAUAUUAUGGUAAAUUUUAAUGAUUUCUCUAUCUACUAACUUUCACUGUUAAGUUGUCGUAUGUAUAAAUGUAACAGUUAAGUCGAAGCUAUAGCGCUUUUAAAUUGAUUUCUUAAUAAUUUUGCUGGACACGCUUUCAAUUUGAACAUCAAUGUUAUGGGCCUAAUUUGUUUGUUACCUAGUUUUUUUUUUUCAUAACAUUGUCGAGUUCUGAAAAAUCAAAAAUAAAAGUACAAAAUAGUAUCAGUCAGGAACAAGGAAUGUUUUUAAUAUAAUUUUAGUAUAAACUUAGUGUACCCUGUAACAUUACUUUUGAAACAGUUUGCAUGAGACACUCGUACCAACCGGCUACCCACCUACAAUGAUUAUAUAUUCAAUAGAUAAUAUAUUUACAGCAUUCAUAAUAUCAGGUAUUUAAUGUAGAUUUUUUUAUUAUUAUUAUUAUUAUUUAGAUCAAAAUAUGUCUUCAGAUUUAUAUUUUUAAGCGAAAUAUUAGUAAAUAAAUAGUUUUCUAACUAACAAUAUAUCGUUUUGGUAACAGGAUUGUGUUAUAAUAGUUCCGUAAUGCUUGACAAACGACAAUAUUUUCAUUUUAGAGUCAUUUAGGUAGUGGCAAUACUAUAUUGAAUUUGUUGUAAACAGGAUUUGUCAUUGUUGUAAGUUGACAAUUAUAGUUGUUGGUAUGUAGAUACAUUGUGAAGCACUACCGGAGGGAUUUGAAGUGGACUUUUUUUCAUUUUAUCUAUGAUCAUAUUUUUUUUAUAGCUUGUAACAUUAAUAACUAUGUAUUAUAUCAUUAACAUUGUAGUGUUGCCAUAUUAAAAUUACACAACAAAUCCAAAAACAAAAAAAAAAUAUGAUCAUUUUAUACCUAUCAGAGAUUAGGCAUGUAAGAGACGAUAAUUAUAAUAUUUAUGUAAUAGCAAGGGAAUAGGUGACACGAGUAAUGGGUAACAUUUACCCGAGACGAAAUUUAUAUAGUGGUGUACAUUUUUGAUAUGAUGUUGUACAAAAGAGACAUUUGGUAUGUUAUUUUAUAGGAAUGAAAUAAAUAGCCUUAAUAAUAAA
Messenger RNA from Danaus plexippus (monarch butterfly), 5431 nucleotides. RefSeq names its product carboxy-terminal domain RNA polymerase II polypeptide A small phosphatase 1 (gene hzg). Lineage: Eukaryota; Metazoa; Arthropoda; Insecta; Lepidoptera; Nymphalidae. Gene Ontology annotation, molecular function: RNA polymerase II CTD heptapeptide repeat phosphatase activity. The record is from RefSeq and is a predicted model, not a curated record. Bases 229 to 1104 code for a protein of 291 amino acids. The transcript is spliced from 5 exons.